Synchiropus splendidus (mandarinfish) is the source of this 655-nucleotide messenger RNA. Its product is annotated as lysozyme C-like. Gene Ontology annotation, biological process: defense response to Gram-negative bacterium; defense response to Gram-positive bacterium. Gene Ontology annotation, molecular function: lysozyme activity. The record is from RefSeq and is a predicted model, not a curated record. The transcript is spliced from 4 exons. The coding region runs from base 51 to 500 and encodes 149 amino acids. Lineage: Eukaryota; Metazoa; Chordata; Actinopteri; Syngnathiformes; Callionymidae.
CACUGUGGCUUUGAAGGACACAUUUUGUGGAACAUAACUGAAGGUACAGCAUGAGGGGCCUGGUGUUCCUACUUUUGUUCAGUUUGGCUGGUGCCAAAUUAUACGAGCGCUGUGAACUGGCCCGUGUUCUGAAGAAUAAGGGCAUGGCGAACUACCACGGUGUCAGUCUGGCCGAUUGGGUUUGUCUUUCCACCUGGGAGUCGAGCCUGGACACCUCAGCUGUCAAUCGUAACAGUGAUGGCUCGAGUGACUACGGCAUCUUCCAGAUCAACAGUCGAUGGUGGUGCGAAGACGGACAAACCCCACGAUCUGUCAACACCUGUGGAAUCAGUUGCAGUGAGCUCCUGACGGAUGACAUCAGCACGGCAGUCACCUGCGCCAAGCGGGUGGUUCGGGACCCGAAUGGCAUCAGAGCCUGGGUGGCAUGGCGGGUACAUUGUGAGGGAAAAGACCUGACGCCGUACCUGAAUGGAUGUGGACUUGCUACCACAACUCUGUGAUCCUGUCUUUACAGGCCAAACUGAAGAGUAAACGACACACCUGCCUUCUAACAACUUCAUGGGAAAAAAAUCUUGAUUGAUUUCACUUGAGGAUGGCUGUUUUUGUUGAAAAAAAGUUGAAAUAAAUGAUGAAUAAAAUGAUAACUGAAAGUAAA